UGCACUGUUCUAAGUUUUUACAUUUGAUUAGAUUACUUUGUAAAUAUAAUAGCUAUAGUUUUAGGUUAUAAGAUAGAGAAAGAGUGGAAAAACGCAAAUAAUAUACUACUAAAUACAUGAAAUGAUUUAGCCCUAAGAGAAAACACAACCUAAUCAGCUAUCAUCGACCUUUUAUAUUUUGAACAACGCUGUCAGUGGGACCACACCCCUUUUCAACUAUUUCAGCAAGUGAAGUUAUGUAGUUCUUUUCGUGUAACAUCUUUCAAAGGUAGUAUAGCUUAUAUUGAAGGUUAAGUUUAUUAAAAUGAAUUGUGAUAUAAAUGGAACGUGUGACAGCAGUAUGGAAUCGGUUUCUUUUUGGGAUUUCAAAGGGCAUUUGGACUUUGUUGACAAUUGGUUUAUGAUGAGUACUCCAUAUCCCAUGCUGGCCAUCACAGCUAUGUAUCUCCUGUUUGUUCUGAAAAUAGGGCCUGAAUAUAUGAAGAAGAGACCGCCAUUUGUAUUAAAAAACAUUUUAGUGGCGUACAAUGCUUUCCAAGUAUUAGCUUCUGCUUAUUUAGUUUACUUGUGUACCAAAAUAAUGAUCCCCAAUGGUUUUGUGAGCCGAACGUGCCUCUUGGAGAAAGAAGACACCAGAUAUGCUAUCCCAACGGCCAUGUAUUACUACCAUCUGGCAAAGGUCAGUGAACUUUUGGACACGAUAUUUUUCGUGUUGAGGAAGAAGGAUAAACAAGUGACGUUCCUCCAUGUAUACCACCACGCGCUCAUGAUAAUCACCAGCUGGGCUUUCUUGAAGUACGAGCCGACGUAUACGACGAUAUUCAUAAGGAAUAUAAACUCGUUUGUCCAUAUAGUGAUGUAUACUUACUACGGAUUGGCCGCGUUCCCAAGCUUGGCGAAAUAUUUGUGGUGGAAGAAAUAUAUUACAAGUAUGCAACUGGUCCAAUUCUCAUUAAUUUUAAUUCAGUUCGUGAUGACGUGCAUUCAAUCAGAAUGCAAACCGUCUUACGGCGUCUGUCUGGUUGUUAUCAUGAACACAACACUCUUCUUACAUCUGUUCAGACAAUUCUAUGUCAAGACUUACAAGCAGAAGAAAAACCUAAAGGACAAUAAAAAUAGAGUCAUGAAUGAUAAAAUGAAUAAUGAUGAUAACGUAACCUUGAAUGGAAAUCAUUUGAAGAAUAGAAAAACUAUAAUGAAUGGUAAUUGAUAAAGUGUAGAGGAAUAUUUUAAGGAUUUAAAUUAAUAAAUAAUUUAAUAUUUAUUA
Trichoplusia ni (cabbage looper) is the source of this 1267-nucleotide messenger RNA. Its product is annotated as elongation of very long chain fatty acids protein 7-like. Gene Ontology annotation, molecular function: fatty acid elongase activity. NCBI's taxonomy places the organism in Eukaryota, Metazoa, Arthropoda, Insecta, Lepidoptera, Noctuidae. The transcript is spliced from 5 exons. The coding region runs from base 305 to 1210 and encodes 301 amino acids. The record is from RefSeq and is a predicted model, not a curated record. Gene Ontology annotation, biological process: sphingolipid biosynthetic process; fatty acid elongation, monounsaturated fatty acid; fatty acid elongation, saturated fatty acid. Gene Ontology annotation, cellular component: endoplasmic reticulum membrane.